This is a messenger RNA of Spirodela intermedia, 297 nucleotides long. Lineage: Eukaryota; Viridiplantae; Streptophyta; Magnoliopsida; Alismatales; Araceae. The record is from the annotation of a GenBank genome assembly.
AUGGCAUACAGAGUACAGUUACCCCCGAGGUUACCCAUACACUCAGUAUUCCACAUAUCAUUAUUGAAGAGAUACAAAGCCAAUCAAAAAAAUCCGGUAAGGAACAAUGGCAUGCAACAACCUCCAUCGGCUAGAACAACCUUUCGAAGAGAAAUAAGUGAUAUCUUGGCCACAUGUUCACCAAUGGAGGUGGUCACCACAAUGUGCACAAGCACACCGACUUCCUCAUAUGAUGGGAAGGGGACCCACGGGAAGCAGCAACGUGGCACCAUGAGAAGGACCCAACGAGGAUGUUAG